Messenger RNA from Vanderwaltozyma polyspora DSM 70294, 1326 nucleotides. RefSeq names its product glutamate 5-kinase (gene PRO1). NCBI's taxonomy places the organism in Eukaryota, Fungi, Ascomycota, Saccharomycetes, Saccharomycetales, Saccharomycetaceae. The record is from RefSeq and is a predicted model, not a curated record. Gene Ontology annotation, cellular component: cytosol; cytoplasm. Gene Ontology annotation, molecular function: glutamate 5-kinase activity; ATP binding; RNA binding. Bases 1 to 1326 code for a protein of 441 amino acids. The transcript has a single exon.
AUGUUAGAAGAGCAGGGGUUUGAAAGUCAAGACAAAGAAAAUAUGCCAAAUACAUAUACUAUUGUUAUUAAAGUAGGUUCCUCAUCGUUAGUCGAUGAGCAGACUAAGGAGCCUAAGUUGGCUAUUAUGUCUAAAUUAGUUGAGACUGUAGUUAGACUGAGACGGGCUGGUCAUAAAGUUGCUAUUGUUUCUAGUGGUGGUAUUGCUGUUGGGUUGAGGGCAUUAGGUUUGCCUAAAAAGCCUAAACACAUAUCUGAGAUUCAGGCUAUCGCAGCUGUGGGUCAAGGUAGAUUGAUUGGUAGAUGGGAUUUAUUAUUUUCCCAGUUCAAUCAAAGAAUUGCCCAAGUUUUAUUAACUAGAACUGAUAUAAUGUAUUGGAGACAGUAUAGAAAUGCUCAAAAUACAUUAAAUGAGUUGUUGAAGAUGGGUGUUGUUCCAAUUAUUAAUGAGAACGAUACCUUAUCUAUUAGUGAAAUUAAAUUUGGUGAUAAUGAUACAUUAUCUGCCAUUACAGCAUCAAUCGUUGGGGCUGACUAUUUAUUCCUUUUGACUGAUGUCGACUGUUUAUAUACUGAUAAUCCAAGAACCAAUCCGGAUGCUACUCCAAUCUUAAUUGUUCCAGAUAUUUCAAAAGGGUUGCCAGGUGUGAAGAUUGACAGCGGUGGUGGCUCUUCAGUCGGUACUGGUGGUAUGGAGACUAAGUUAGUUGCCGCUGAUUUAGCUACCAAUGCUGGUGUUCAUACAAUCGUGAUGAAGAGUGAUGUUCCUGAAAAUAUUAACAAGAUUGUGGAUUAUAUUCAAAGUCUUGAUAUAAACUUAAGCGGUAAUGGUGAAAAGAAAAUUGAAGAAGAAAAUGGUUGUGAUUUAUUUGAAUUACAGAGGAAAGAAUUGGAAAGAUUGGAAGAGAUGGAGGUUCCUUUACAUACGAAAUUUUUAGCCAAUGACGACAACCAUCAUUUGAAGAAUCGUGAGUUUUGGAUUCUUCAUGGCUUAGUAGCGAACGGUGCUGUUAUUAUCGAUGAAGGUGCAUAUAAAGCAUUGACACGUAGAAACAAAGCCGGUUUAUUACCAGCAGGUGUUAUUGAAGUUGAAGGUUCAUUCCACGAAUUAGAAUGUGUUGAAUUGAAAAUUGGUAAGAGGUUACCAAAUGGUGAGUUAGACACAUCGAUUCCAUUACGUACAUGUGGUAAAGCUCGUUGUGAUUAUUCAAGUAUUGAAAUUAGCAGAAUUAAAGGUUUGCAAAGUGAUGAAAUUGAAAAUGAAUUAGGGUACGCCGACAGUGAAUAUGUUGCUCAAAGAGAAAACAUGGCUUUCCCACCAAAUUGA